GCCGAUCUGUGUUUUUGUUUUCGUUCUUCUCGUCUUAUCCAACGCUUCUGCCGGGCGGCUGACGCCUCAAGCUUGACGCCAGUCUAGCUUCAGCUUUGUCUCGGACAGGGCGCGGAAUUUAUUCUGAGUUGUCUCCCCCCCCCCAAUCUCCGUCUACGACCAGGAACUCCUUUGAAAGACCCAGUGGCUGUUUGCACAGAGGGUCAAGAUGUCGCAUAAUCUUCUGAACCAGGAUUUCGGAUCCGAGGACGAGGACGACGACUUCAAUCCCGCGCCGGCCGAGGACUCUGACAAUGAAGAUGAGUCUAGGAAUAACGCGAACCGUGGACGCGACCUCGAGGACGAAGACGAUGAAGAGCCUGCGAACGGUCGGGCGAACGAGCGACGGAGAGUCCAGAUCGAAGACGAUGAAGGCGACAACGAAGGGGAAGGUGAGGACGAUGAAGGCGACGACGAGGAAGGCGGAGCUCGUGGAGAAGAAAAUCAAGACGAGGAAGAUGAGGAAGACGAAGAAGAGGAUGAUGACGAUGAAGACGCUGUGUCGGGUCGUCCUCGCAAGCGUAGAAGGAGGGGUGGUGUGCACUCCUUCUUCGAAGAGGAAGCCGGUGUUGAUGAAGAUGAGGACGAAGCAGAGGACGAGGAGGAUGAACUGGCGGAGUUUGGCGCGGAGAUGCACCCGGAUGACCUUGACGCCUUGCCUGUUGGUGCAGAGACGGAUGACCGCCGACAUCGACAACUUGAUCGCCAGCGUGAACUCGAGGCGAGCAUGGAUGCCGAAAAGCAGGCUCAGAUGCUCAAGGAAAGAUACGGUCGAAACCGGGUAGCUGCCGCCGAUGCGGUUGUUGUGCCAAAGCGUCUUUUACUGCCCAGUGUUGACGAUCCCAGUAUCUGGGGUGUUCGCUGUAAACCGGGCAAGGAACGAGAGGUCGUGUUCGCUAUUCAGAAACGCAUCGAAGAACGGCCACCGGGUUCGCGCAAGGGUAUAAAGAUCUUCUCUGCGUUUGAGCGCGGCGGAGCAAUGGCAGGCUAUAUUUACGUCGAGGCACGCAGGCAGGCAGAUGUCAUGGAAGGCCUGGAGGAUAUGUCGAACGUCUACCCGCGGACAAAGAUGAUUCUCGUGCCUGUACGUGAAAUGCCGGACCUCUUGAGAGUUCAGAAGUCCGAAGAACUACUCCCGGGUGGCUGGGUGCGCAUCAAGCGUGGCAAAUACCAGAAUGACCUGGCUCAAAUCGAGGAAGUUGAGACGAACGGACUCGAGGUGACUGUACGGCUGGUUCCACGUCUGGAUUACGGCUUGAACGAAGACACUGGUGCACCGUUGUCGGAUCCCAAACGGAAGCGGAUAGGCAUGAACCCUGCAGUCGCCCGUCCCCCGCAACGCCUGUUCAGCGAAUCCGAAGCCAAAAAGAAGCAUAGCAAGUACCUGUCUGCCACCUCGGGACUCGGCGGCAAGUCGUGGAGCUACCUCGGCGAGACAUAUAUCGACGGCUUCCUCAUCAAGGAUAUGAAGGUGCAGCAUCUCAUCACUAAGAGUGUCAAUCCUCGCCUGGAAGAAGUUACAAUGUUCGCACGGGGUGCCGAGGAUGGUACAUCGAAUCUUGAUCUUGCCUCUCUCGCUGAGACACUCAAGCAUUCCACAGCGGAAGACUCGUAUCUGCCCGGGGAUCCAGUGGAGGUGUACCGCGGCGAACAGCAAGGUGUCAUCGGUCGGACUGUCUCGACUCGGGGCGAGAUCGUAUCCUUACUGGUCACAGAAGGUGAGCUGGCUGGACAGACGAUCGAUGCCCCCAUGAAGUCGCUUCGCAAACGAUUCAGAGAGGGAGACCAUGUCAAGGUCAUUGGUGGUAGCAGGUACCAAGAUGAACUGGGCAUGGUUGUUCAAGUCAAGGACGACACAGUUACCUUGCUUAGCGAUAUGAGUAUGCAGGAAAUCACUGUCUUUAGCAAGGAUCUUCGGCUCUCUACCGAGUCCGGGGUUGACGGUAAGCUGGGUAUCUUUGACGUUCACGAUUUGGUGCAACUUGAUGCCUCUACUGUCGCCUGCAUCAUCAAAGUAGAUCGUGAGUCUCUUCGGGUUCUUGAUCAGAACGGCUCUAUCAGGACAAUCCUUCCUUCUCAGGUCACCAACAAGAUCACCCCUCGCCGCGAUGCUGUCGCUACCGAUCGCAAUGGCGCAGAGAUUCGACACGGGGAUACCGUCCGAGAGGUCUACGGCGAGCAGAGGAACGGCGUGAUUAUUCACAUCUACCGUUCGUUCUUAUUCUUGCAUAACAAAGCCCAAGCAGAGAAUGCCGGCAUCGUGGUCGUCCGUACAACCAAUAUCGUUACCGUGUCUGCUAAGGGUGGACGAGCCACAGGGCCUGAUCUUACCAAGAUGAACCCUGCCCUCAUGCGGAACGGCAUGCCUGGCGCGUCAAUGCCACCUCCCAAGUCCUUUGGACGUGAUCGACUCAUUGGCAAGACUGUCAUGGUCAGGAAGGGGCCCUUCAAGGGUCUCGUUGGUAUUGUCAAGGACUCAACAGACGACCAGGCCCGUGUCGAGCUUCAUUCCAAGAACAAACUAAUCACCAUUCCUAAGGAGAUUCUCGUCAUCAAAGACCCCAUCACAGGUGCAACAGUAGAGCCAGGCCGCGGACGGGGCGGUGGCCGUGUGCCUUCUGGUGCCGGAGCACCCCCGUCGAGAGACGGUGGUUGGCAUGGUGGACGCACUCCCAUGGCUGCCGACUCGUCGAGGACACCUGCUUGGGGCGGUGCAUCGUCAUCACGCACUCCCGCCUGGGGUGGUGUCGGUGGCGGUUCGCGCACUCCAGCCUGGAGGAAUGACGGAUCUCGCACAUCAAACCCUUACGAUGGUAGUCGGACUGCCUACGGGGGAGGAGCGGGCGGGCGUACCCCGGCAUGGAACGCUGGCGCCCGUACUCCGUAUGACUCCGGCUCUGGAUCAAGUGGAUUCGACGCCUUUGCGGCCGGUUCCAGGACGCCUGCCUGGGGCGCCUCCAACACCGGCAACCGCACUCCUGCCUGGUCCGGGGGCGCCUCGUCAUCAGCGGGGGGUGGCAGCAAAGACCAUCUCUCUCACCGCGGCUACGAUGCACCCACGCCGGGAGACGUGUACUCAGCUCCUACCCCAGGAGGGUACGCCAGCGCGCCUACACCGGGCAUCUCUGCGCCCACUCCGGGUGCGUGGCCGGACAGCGCCCCGACUCCAGGUGCGCUUAACGUGCCGACGCCUGGUGGCCGACCCUACGACGCGCCCACCCCAGCAAUGGGUGGAAUGGCUGCUACUCCCGGGGCGGGCGUCUACGGGGAUGAUGACGGAGCGCCGCGGUACGAUGAAGGCACACCAAGUCCUUGAUUCUUUCUUCCUCCCCUUUUUCUCGACAAAUCCAGAUCGGAAGAAAAAAAAAUUAAAAAAGUUGGACAGUCUUAGAUUACGCGUUGUGUAUCUAUUUGCCUGCUUGAUAUUUUUUUUUUUUUUUUU
This is a messenger RNA of Penicilliopsis zonata CBS 506.65, 3481 nucleotides long. RefSeq lists its product as hypothetical. The record is from RefSeq and is a predicted model, not a curated record. Gene Ontology annotation, biological process: transcription elongation-coupled chromatin remodeling; regulation of transcription by RNA polymerase II; transcription elongation by RNA polymerase II. Gene Ontology annotation, cellular component: DSIF complex. Gene Ontology annotation, molecular function: protein binding; mRNA binding. The transcript is spliced from 6 exons. NCBI's taxonomy places the organism in Eukaryota, Fungi, Ascomycota, Eurotiomycetes, Eurotiales, Aspergillaceae. The coding region runs from base 209 to 3355 and encodes 1048 amino acids.